Molecule: messenger RNA, 2358 nt
Organism: Musca vetustissima
Lineage: Eukaryota; Metazoa; Arthropoda; Insecta; Diptera; Muscidae
Gene: MED16
Product: mediator of RNA polymerase II transcription subunit 16
Exons: 1
Coding region: 1-2358 (785 amino acids)
Biological process (GO): positive regulation of DNA-templated transcription
Cellular component (GO): mediator complex
Molecular function (GO): protein binding
Source: RefSeq, a predicted model, not a curated record
AUGACAAUUCUCUAUAAAGUCCAAAAUCCUGGUGGCAAUAAGGAUGGCUACCUCUUGCAGAAUUGUGUCCUUUGUAAAAUCUCCGUGAAGAACCUGGUGGCCUAUUGUGUACAUCAGGGUCUGCAGAGCACAGUGUCGGUGUGUGACCUUGUUUCGCCAUGGCAAAGUUUUAAGAUCACCACCUCGAAAAAUAUAGUUUCCGUAUUGGAAUGGAAUCAAACGGGGGAAUUGUUGUUGAUUGGCUACAAGCAUGGUGUUUGUGAAAUAUGGAUGACGCGGAAUCAUGGCAUCAAUACCUGGAAAUUGGUGUACAAGGCAAAUUUGCCCUUUGAAGAAAUUAUCCAGGCGAAAUUUUUUCACAAUGGUAAACAAAUGUUUUUCAAUACCCAUAAGAAGGAUUUGCAAGCGUAUUCGGAUAAAUUUGAACGAUCUGAUUUUCGUCCAUCGUUAACACAUUUUGGUAACACUCCCGUGGAGGGAUGUUUUGUUUUAUCCUCCUCGGGGUUGAUGGGGGCAUUUUCUAUACCCCAGCUGUUGCCGCCAAUGUUUGAUGCAGCCGGUAAUAGUGCCCAGCCGACUGAGUUGAAUAUCCAUUCGUACAGUUUGGAGUUAUCUCGAACCUAUAUUACACACAGCUGUGUGGAUUAUAGUCCCAGUGGUACAUUUAGUGUGGUGGUGAACAGUUGGAAUGAACCAUUGAUAAACUGUUACAAAGUGGCCAUUGAAAAGGAAAAUCAAGAAUCUCUCGCCCUAAAAUGUGGUUCCAUGACAAGUGUUUUCUUUCAAAAGGAUGAAUUGGAAUCCAAACAGGUGUCGCAUAUCCGCUGGCGUUACAUCAACGGAGAAGAACUGCUCUUUGUGGUCUAUGAUUAUAUGGAUGGUAGUUUUUUGGAACAAUGGAUUUUGACGAAGAAACAUCAAGCGGUCCAUAAAUUGCUGCAGAAGAAUAAAACCGAUUUUGUGCAAUGGGAACAAUGGGAGCUGUCUGCGAAGCUGUCACUGACUUCCAAAGUUUGUGAUAUUUGUUUGACAAAGCUGCCCUCAGAUUCUCUGCUGAUAUUUGCCACCCUCAAGGAUUAUUCGGUGCAAGUAUUGGAAAUGGGCCUAAAGAAGUUGGCCUCACCUGUGGUAGAAAGAAUGCCCGAGGAUCAUCAAAGGGCACCAUGUAAACUAUUGGCCUCCGAUAUAACUUUUCUCAAUCAGUUGCUAAUUAUUUUCGAUAAUUUGGGCCAGAUGUAUGCCAUGCAGGUGCCGAAUCAUCAUUAUGAUAAAAAUUACAAAAUGAAUCCGCUUUCACUACCAGCAGCCCUUUUGGAAUACUCCAUUGUCACGGGCAUUGAUGCCAGUGAUGUGCUGAUGUUAAAUCUACCCAAUUUGGAGGUUUUGGCCGAAAAAAUCACCGAGAAUUUUACAAGGCAGCAUAAUUUUACCCGUCAAUAUUAUUACUCAAAUUUCCUGUCGCUGAAGAGCAACCUCUGUCGCAUACAAACCAAACAACAGGAUUUCGAUAAUCUCAUAACCCUACAUUCCAUUUCCAUUGCCUUUAAAAGUCUUCUACGACCCUCUGAUUUAAGUUCCCAAGAUAAGGGGCCGGCAGAAAAUCUCUCAAUGAUUUUAUCCGAUCCAAACCCUCAAUACAACGAUGUGGAUAAGGUGUUAUGUGUCCUGGAUGCCAAGGAUUUCACCGUGGAACCCACCACGCUACAAAGUCUCCAGCAGCUAAUACAAUGGGUUGCCGAUUUGGCACUCAGUAUUCUCAACAAACUACCCGAAGAUAUUAUGAAGGCAAAAUUCAACAAGAAACAUGGCUACGACAUCAGUCGUGAUAUGAUAGCCAUUAGCAGUAUCCGCGAGCUGUUGGUUAUGAUACGAAUUUGGGGACUGCUCAUUCCCCAAUGUCUGCCCAUCUACACAAAGUCAGUGGAAAAUUUUGAUGUUCUCCCCGUUCUCUUUCGUCUGCUAACACGUCUCUAUCAAAAUCCCAAUGAACCCGAUGAAGUCUUACUCGAUGAUUGUAGUGUCCUGUCGACACAGGUUCUUAUACCCAGUCGCCAUACAAACACACCCACAACACUAUUAAAUAAUCAUGCUACCGCAAAGUUGUUCCCAUUUGUUUUCCAAACAUCUGUUGAACCAUUAGCUUUGCAGGACUUGCACUAUGAUGAGGUGGUCUUCUCCAACAGUUGUCGUGAUGAUGUCAGUAAUCUACAUUUGGGUUCCAAAGUGAAAACCAUACGUAAAUGUAUACGCUGUGGCUUCAUCAACAACAUCAAUAAGACCGCAAAGACGGCAGCUCUCAAGGCCUGGUGCCAAAGAUGGCAGUAUUGUCAUUGUGGUGGUUUUUGGUUAACUGUUUGA